Messenger RNA from Megalobrama amblycephala (Wuchang bream), 2585 nucleotides. RefSeq names its product suppressor of fused homolog (Drosophila) (gene sufu). Lineage: Eukaryota; Metazoa; Chordata; Actinopteri; Cypriniformes; Xenocyprididae. Gene Ontology annotation, cellular component: cytoplasm; nucleus. The record is from RefSeq and is a predicted model, not a curated record. Bases 204 to 1661 code for a protein of 485 amino acids. Gene Ontology annotation, molecular function: transcription factor binding. The transcript has 13 exons.
CUGAUUGGUUUAAUCAAGUGUCAGUCAAAGUGUUGGUCACGCCCCCUUUCUGGACAUCAAACCACAGAGGAAAAACUGCAACAGGGGAUAAACAGAGGAGGAAAGUGUUGUGAGUCGUCUUUUUGAAUCGGAAGUUGAAAAGAAUACCCAAUUUUCUUGCUUUUCGACAACUUUUUUUCACUGUUUGGUGCGGCCGUGUGGGGAUGGAUGAGAUGCGGCCUAGCAGCGGAGCAGCAGCGCACCUCGGCCUCGCCUCGCUCUUUCCCCCGGGAUUGCAGGCCAUUUAUGGGGAAUGCAGGCGCCUGUAUCCCGAUCAGGCGAACCCGCUGCAAGUCACAGCCAUUGUGAAGUAUUGGUUAGGAGGUCCAGAUCCUCUGGAUUACAUUAGUAUGUACAGAAACAUGGGAUGUCCUGGACAAGAUGUACCGGAGCAUUGGCACUAUGUCAGCCUGGGUCUCAGUGACUUGUAUGGGGACAACAGAGUUCAUGAAUUCACGGGUCAAGAGGGCCCAAGUGGUUUUGGUUUUGAGCUCACAUUUCGCCUGAAGAGAGAAGCAGGAGAGACGGCACCCCCUACCUGGCCAGCUGAGCUCAUGCAAGGCCUGGCUCGAUAUGUGUUUCAAUCAGAAAACACUUUCUGUAGUGGCGAUCACAUUUCGUGGCACAGUCCGUUGGACAACAGCGAGUCUAGAAUCCAACAUAUGCUUCUCACGGAGGAUCCGCAGAUGCAGCCAGUGCAGACCCCCUUUGGUCACGUCAGCUUCCUUCAGAUUGUGGGUGUUUGCACAGAGGAGCUGCAGGCAGCGCAGCAGUGGAAUGGUCAAGGCAUUCUGGACCUGCUGAGAGGAGUGCACAUUGCUGGAGGUCCAUGGUUAAUCACUGACAUGAGAAGAGGGGAAACCAUAUUUGACAUUGAUCCACACUUGCAACAGGAACGUGUGGAUAAGGGCAUAGAGACGGACGGCUCUAACCUGAGCGGUGUCAGUGCCAAGUGUGCCUGGGAUGACUUGAGCCGACCUCCCGAGGAUGAGGACGACAGCAGGAGCAUUUGCAUUGGGUCACAGCCACGCAGGCUGUCCGACAAAGACACUGAACAAAUUAGAGAAGCCCUGAGAAAAGGACUGGAGAUUAACAGCAAGUCUGUCCUUCCUCCCAUCAGCAGUCAGAGGCACAGUCACGACCGGCCACAACAAUCAGUUGGACAUUUCCAGACCCAGCAGAUAUCAAGGAGUCGCAAAGACAGUCUGGAGAGCGAGAGCUCGGCUGCUAUUGUCCCUCACGAGCUGGUGCGAACACGACAGCUGGAAAGCGUGCACCUGAAGUUCAACCAGGAGUCUGGGACCCUUCUCCCACUGUGCCUCAGAGGUCGGCUGCUUCAUGGCCGACAUUUCACAUAUAAAAGCAUUAAUGGAGAUACAGCAAUCACCUUUGUAUCCACUGGGGUAGAAGGGGCUUUUGCCACAGAAGAGCAUCCGUAUGCUGCGCAUGGACCAUGGCUACAGAUAUUACUUACUGAGGAGUUUGUAGAGCAGAUGCUAGCUGACAUUCAGGAUUUGAGCACCCGUGAAAUGUCUAAGCUGCCGAAGGAGUACAGCUGGCCCGAUAAGAAGCUAAAGAUCUCUGUCCUGCCCGACACUGUGUUUGACAGCCCACUGCAAUAAGACUGGGAGCUCGCUGUCCCUGAUUACAAACCCACAUCUCCAGAAAGGAGCCCAACUCUUUUUUUCCAGACACAUGUGCCUAUAGACGGCUGAAGGAAACAGACAUUCAGAUGCUUUCCCCUUUCCCAGAGAGCAUUGUAAAUGUUCAGCAUUUUGUAUUGUCCAUUGUACCACUUGUCUUUGUAUUGGUCUACCUAUUCACUCUUAAGGAAGCUUAAAAAAUAGCGAUUGUUUUUCUGGUCUGUUUCAAAAGACACGUUAUAUUUCUUGUUGAAUAUUUAGCACUGGUGCCUUUAUUCACCUUGGAAUGGACUGAAGUGUCCUUUUGAGAGAAAAUCUGCUCUUCUAAAUCCUGCUUGUAAUGUGAAGGAAAGCAUACUAAGGAAAAGGCCUUUUUUUUAACCAUGUUUAUGUAAAAAAAAUACUGUUAAGCCUGAGUAUCUGGUUGUACUCAAUUUACAUAUAAAAUACAGUAGUGCCUAUUUAUGGUUGAUGAUCUUAAGGUCUUCAUUUAGUUGUCAAAUGAUGGGUGGUUAGUCAGUUCACCUACACAAUACCAAAGCCUGUACAGUACGGGUGUUUUUAAACCACGUCUAAUGGAAAGCAUUAAUUAGUUCCCUGAUCUUUGUUUUAUUUUAUUAACUAUUUUACUUUUCCUUUGACUUUAUGAUUGCAUUCCAAGUCUCUUUUUAGGGAAGCAAACUAACUGGUUCCUGAACGGCAAUCUGUUUUCUAGAAUGUGCAUUUGUAAUUUUUGGGAUAUGUGCUCAAUAAUAUAGGUCAAAGUGUAAAAAAGAACCUCUAUUAGUGCUUUUUAAAAUAUGAAUUUAAUUAGAGUGUACUGGUGUUUUUUUAUAUUCUGGAGAAUCACUACACUGCCUGUGGUUUUGUUACCCUUAAGUGCAUUAAAGUUAUUUACGUAAA